AAUGGAAAACUACACGUAUUUCUCGGAAAGAUGCCUAAUGCGUAAGAAAAAAACUGCAAAUCUCCCUCGGCAAGCGCGGUCCGUUAUGUGUUUCUCGUCUAGGCCACAUUUGAGAGGUCCGUAAUUCCAUUUAAUAGGAAGCUUCGUUCUACUUGUACCACUGGUGUGGGACGGGCUUAUUUUUCUCAUAUAUCAAACGUCUCCUGCCUCUAGUCUUUUGGUCUACAGCUCAUCCUUCCUCCUGAUUGGAGUCUGCUCUCUGCUCUGGGUUCUGGUCUCUCUUGACGCGACGGACAUGUCUUUUGUACCUCACUACAGCAACAAUUCUGCGAAUCGAGCGUUGACUCAUCCGUCACUUCAUCUCCGGGACGCCCAUGACGCUCAGGUUAUUUUGGAAGCCGUCAGGAGAAACAUAUUACCUCUGAUCAAGCGACGGCUUGUGGCUUCCGAGAGGGACCAGCUGACUGCGGGGAACGUUUUCGUCUGGGAAGAGGCGGAAGACGAAGGCGGUUUGCUUCGGUGGACCGAUGGACGACGAUGGUCACAAAGUCGCAUGCGUGGCGACUACUUAUUUUAUGAAGAAAAGGUGGAAACGACUCAAGAAGAACGAGAUGCGAAGGCCGCGCGCAGAGCCCGGAGAGCCACAGAUCCGACAGCACUUAUACCUCCCCCUACAAGACGAAAGGAUCGUCCGUCAAAGCCUAAUGGACUGACGAAGCAGACUUAUUCCGCCCUAGUCUAUCUUCCGGGCGCCAAAGAAGGGCGUAAGUGGCACGUCGUUGCUUAUUUCUCGGGCAACGACUACUCUUCGCUCCCAGUCAUCGAAAACUACGAAAACCUUCGUCGCAUUCAGGUACCGAAGGGCGUCAUAAUGACGACCAAGACUGUACCUCUGAGGACGGAUCGUUUCUCGUAUUAUUCCGACGACACUGAAGCGAAUGACCAGGCGGGACCUUCGAGGCACUCCGAUUAUGGAACUCAAAGCCCAGCCUCCCCGCCAACACCUUCGAUGUCCUCGCCAUUGGUCAACCCCGGUUCUCUCCAGCUAUCGAUGCCGAAUUUCCACGCUCGCGAUCCAAACCAGCGGGUUAUUCUACCUCCUUUGUCAGCUAUGGGAUAUCCUGGUCGUUCUCACACUCAUGAAAGGACUUCUUCGUCGUCCAGUCGUGGGGGUGCAACCCCCGUUCCGGCAUCAUAUACACCCUUAUCGUCAGAGGAUCGCCGAGUGUUGGACAGGUUUCGAAUCGGUUUAUGACAUCUAGGUGGGCUGUUUUUACCGACCCGGUGCCAGUAAAAUCGAAUCUCAACAUGUGCAAUAGCUUAAAGUGUACUGUUCAUUGCUCGAGAUGGAUGA
This is a messenger RNA of Guyanagaster necrorhizus, 1354 nucleotides long. RefSeq lists its product as uncharacterized. Gene Ontology annotation, molecular function: DNA binding. The coding region runs from base 296 to 1255 and encodes 319 amino acids. Lineage: Eukaryota; Fungi; Basidiomycota; Agaricomycetes; Agaricales; Physalacriaceae. The transcript is spliced from 5 exons. The record is from RefSeq and is a predicted model, not a curated record.